Messenger RNA from Echinops telfairi (small Madagascar hedgehog), 1021 nucleotides. RefSeq names its product C-C motif chemokine receptor 9 (gene CCR9). Lineage: Eukaryota; Metazoa; Chordata; Mammalia; Afrosoricida; Tenrecidae. Gene Ontology annotation, molecular function: scavenger receptor activity; chemokine receptor activity; chemokine binding. The transcript is spliced from 4 exons. Gene Ontology annotation, biological process: immune response; G protein-coupled receptor signaling pathway; chemotaxis. Bases 8 to 1021 code for a protein of 337 amino acids. The record is from RefSeq and is a predicted model, not a curated record. Gene Ontology annotation, cellular component: membrane.
AUCCACCAUGACGCCCACAGACUUUGCAAGUCUCUUGCCUAACGCGUCUGAGGAGUACAACUACGGCUUCCCAAGUUCCCUGGACGACUAUCCGGACUUCAGUGACCUCUUCUGCGAGAAGAGCCACGUCCGGAAGUUUGCCAGCCGCUUUCUCCCGCCCCUGUACUGGCUGGCGUUCACCGUGGGCGCUUUGGGCAACAGCCUGGUCAUCCUGGUCUACUGCUACUGCACGCGGGCGAAGACCGUGACUGACAUGUUCCUUCUGAACUUGACCAUGGCCGACCUUCUCUUCCUCCUCACUCUGCCCUUCUGGGCCUCCGCGGCUGCUGACCAGUGGACGUUCUCGGGCUUCGUGUGCAAAGUGGUCAACAGCACGUACAAGGUGAAUUUCUACAGCUGCGUGCUUCUCAUCACGUGCAUCAGCGUGGACAGGUACAUCGUCAUCACCCAGGCCAUGAAAGCGCAGAUGUGGAGGCGCAAGAGGCUCCUGUACAGCAAGAUGGUUUGCGUCACCAUCUGGGUGGGUGCGGUGGUGCUCUGCACCCCAGAAAUGCUCUAUAGCCAAGUCACGUGGAAAUCAAACGUCUCCGCCUGCACCAUGGUGUACCCCAGUAACUUGAGCACCAGAGUGAAGUCGUCGGUCCUGACGCUGAAGGUCAUCCUGGGGUUCCUCUGCCCCCUGGGGGUCAUGGUGUUCUGUUACACCAUCAUCAUUCACACCCUGCUCCGAGCCAAGAGGUCGUCCAAGCACAAGGCCCUGAGGGUCAUCGUCGCUGUGCUGACCGCCUUUACUGCCGAGCCUUUCUUCCUGGUCGCCACGAGUCUGGUCUCCACACCGAAACCUGUUCAGCCGCUGAGCACCACACAGGCCUCCACAGGGAGACGGAGGGGCCAGGGGGCUGAGCAGGAGGGGUACCGGCUGGGAAUGGAAGGCAGUUUGUCCCAAACGGAAGGCCCUGGGAGCCUCGCCACUGACAGGAUUGGCUGCCCAGAUGCCGUGGAGCCCGGGCCCCUGCACUGA